Molecule: messenger RNA, 1345 nt
Organism: Diuraphis noxia (Russian wheat aphid)
Lineage: Eukaryota; Metazoa; Arthropoda; Insecta; Hemiptera; Aphididae
Gene: Ras64B
Product: ras-like protein 2
Biological process (GO): signal transduction
Cellular component (GO): membrane
Molecular function (GO): GTP binding; GTPase activity
Source: RefSeq, a predicted model, not a curated record
AGUGUUUUGACAGCUGUGGCUUGUUCAGGUCUUCGCUCUCUUUCCUUUUCCGUCGGUUCACGCCGUUCACUGUUGGGUUCGGUACUCUGGUUGGUUGCCCAAUGCUCAUUGAAUUUGAGGAUUGUCCAUUACGAUUACUGUAUAGUUAUUGGUUUAGUGUUAGUAGUGUUACUGGUCCGUGUUAGUACUUAGUCGUGGUAUACUGCUAUCCGUAACUAGUAACUACCUACUGUCCUACUAUGCUACUGUUAGGAUCUCGUACUCGUAUCCGCCAUACUUAGUACGCAGAUGUAUUGUUAUUUAGUAUGUGAAACGAUUUUUGUUUUUUAGCUUUCGCACUACGUCCGUUUUUAUCUUAUUUUGAAAAUAUUCUUUUUUUUAAAAAAAUCCAAUAGAGUGCUAUUUAUACAUCGCAUUACAAUGAAUCGCCCGAAUUAUAACCAGAACUACAAAUUGGUAGUUGUCGGAGGUGGUGGUGUUGGGAAGUCUGCAAUCACUAUACAAUUCAUACAGAAAUAUUUUGUGACAGACUAUGAUCCAACAAUUGAAGAUUCAUACACUAAACAAUGCGUAGUAGAUGAUAUUCCAGCAAAAUUAGAUAUUUUGGAUACUGCUGGACAAGAAGAAUUUAGUGCCAUGAGGGAACAAUAUAUGAGAUCUGGUGAAGGUUUUUUGUUAGUAUUUUCUGUGGCAGAUAAAACUAGUUUCAAUGAGAUGGAAAAAUUUCACCGACAAAUACUUCGAGUUAAAGAUAGAGAUGAAUUUCCUAUGCUUAUGGUUGGAAAUAAAGCAGAUUUAAGUAGUCAAAGGAUGGUUUCUAUACAAGAUGCACAAAAUAUGGCAAUGCAGCUAAAAAUACCUUACAUAGAAUGCAGUGCAAAAGCAGGGAUGAACAUUGAUCAAUCAUUCCAUGAACUUGUUCGCAUUGUACGGAGGUUUCAAUUAUCUGAAAGACCACCAAUCAGGUCUACACCACAGAAAAGUUCAAAAAAGUGUUCCAUACUUUAGCAGUUUAUGCUAUAUAAUGUACAAUAAGUGUUUGUUAUAUACCUGCCUGCACUAAACUAAAUUGUUGUGUUCCCAGUUAUUGUCAAUUUUAACCAUUCACAUUUAAAACCAAUAUUUUUCACAGUAUUAAAUAUUAAUAUCUAGUCGUACACCAAUUGUACAUUUGAACAAAUCUGUCGACAUGCAAUUAACAUGUAGGGUAUUACAAUUUUUUUUCUUGUUAAUACUUAACAUAGUUUUAAGCAAUCAAUAUGAUAGUCAGUUAAUUUUAACUAUAAAAUCCUAUUUUGUUAAUAAAUAAUUGUUUGAUUGUGUUUUCUUGAAGAUGGCAAAUUUA